This is a messenger RNA of Asparagus officinalis (garden asparagus), 3170 nucleotides long. RefSeq lists its product as uncharacterized. The transcript is spliced from 13 exons. Lineage: Eukaryota; Viridiplantae; Streptophyta; Magnoliopsida; Asparagales; Asparagaceae. The coding region runs from base 1 to 2742 and encodes 913 amino acids. The record is from RefSeq and is a predicted model, not a curated record.
AUGGGGCCAGCCAUACCGUCCAGCCAUUAUACGCCUCCGCCGUUAGCGUAUCCUCCUCCGCCGCCUAAUCAGGCUUGGGGAAACCCAUCUUGGCCACAACAUCAAGGAUGGGACUACCCAGAUAGGAAUAUUCCAUAUAGCAAUGAGGAAGAUUGGGCUGCCAGGGCCAAAGCAUGGGCAGCUACUCAGUCUGGGACAGAGAAUCAUCAUGUCCAAUCACAGUUUAUGCCAGUCGGUAGAGUAGAUGACCGGAAUUAUGGUUAUCAUGAUCACUAUCAGCAAGCAGUCGGUCCUCGUGAUGUCAGCCAGCCAUCAAUUCAACAACUUACUAACCAUCAGUUUCCAGCUGGCAUGAUGGAUCCACUGAAACAAGUAAAUCAUUUGCAUGGUUCUACCUUUAAUUCUGGACCAUCUUCUUAUGGCACAGGUUAUAGUGUGGGAGAUGAGGCUACCCUGAGAAGUGGUAAUCAUACGACUUCACCACAGAGGAGUUACCAAUCAAGUUCAUCUGCCUGCGAGCAGGAGGUAUCUUAUAGUUAUUCUUCUGCUUCAGGUAACAGAGAAGCUAUACAUCAUGGUGAGGGUUCACACACCGCACUGCCUUUGUCUGUGUCAUCCAUUCAAGAAGCACAUCCUUCACAAUCCACGUUACCUGUUCAGAUGAUCUCAACAGGACAACCUCAUUUCUCCAAUCAUGGGCCGCCCACUAGUUUCUUGCCUGAUGCCUGUGAUCGACCAUUGGAUUUCGAAAGAAAGCAUGAUACUGACCGUGAAUCACAACAUAAAAUUAAUUACGGGCAUACUGGUCCAACUGGGGCUAUUGGAAUAAUGAAUCAUGAUCCAACAGUAUCCUCUGUUCAUACUUGGCCUCCAUUCACUGGUCCAGGGGUUGGUUUUCCUCAAAUACCUUUGGGUCCAUCUGGAACACAGUUUGAUCCUACUUUUUUACCGCAAUCAUCCUUGGCUGUGCAAUCUUCACCAGUCUUUGGAGAUGUCCCACCUCCCAGCUUUCAGUCUAGUGUGCCACCUCUUAGUGCACCAUUUGGCUUAGGCCCUGGAGCUGCAUCUUUUCCUGGAGAGCUUAAUGGUGCCUUAAAUCUUUCUGAGCGCCCAAAGAAAGCUGCAGUGCCUGAUUGGCUUAGAGAAGAAAUUAUAAAAAAGAAAUCUGUUAUUCCCAGCGCAACUUCAACCCAACCAAUUGGAAAUUCAUUCGAUUCUGUUGGAUCUGGAGACGGUGAUAAAUCCAUUAGAAGAGGUGACCAAAAUGAUAGCAGGAGCAUUGAUUCAACUAGGUCUACCGAAGAUGAGGAAGAUGAUGAGGAAGAUGUAGAAGCAGCAAGGUCAGCAGCAAUCAACCAGGAAAUAAAGCGCGUCUUAACUGAAGUUCUUUUGAAGGUAACAGAUGAGCUUUUUGAUGAGAUUGCUACAAAAGUUCUCAAUGAGGAUGAGCAGACAAGCGGAGUAGUUGAAGAAACUGUUAAUAAUGGAAACCAGAGGGUGUCUCCUGUAGCAAUUGUGACAAACAAGGCAGCUGCGAAAGUUCUAAUUCCGCAUAAACUGGAGAGCAACGAAGUUGAAUGUGGUGAUGAAAGUUCUGAUACCUCUCCCAGAGGAAAUGUUUUAGGUUUAGCUAAUUAUGCUUCAGAUGAUGAUGAUGAUGAAACCCAUAGCUCCAAGUUGCUUUCAUCUGGAAAAAGUGAGAUUCAAGAGGAAAGCAAUGAUAUACCUUCCGACAAUGAUUCUAAGUCUGUAAAAGAUGAAGCAGACGUUGAAGGGGUUGCAGAAAAACAUGGGGUGAGGCAGAAGGAGGAAAACCGUAUGAUGGGGAAUGGUUCACCAUUGAUUGAUAAUAUACAUUUUCCUGAUAAAGCAUCUGAAGGGGUUUCUGCAGGUUGUGAGGAAUCAACUCCUAUUGCAAGUACAAAAGUUAACAAACUUCAUUCAGAAAAUGAAAUUUCUUUAAAAUCUAAUGAUGUUGUCACCAAAGACGACACCAGGCAAGAAUCUACAAGUGAACGUGGUAAAAGUGAUGAAGCACUCACUAAAGAUAAUCAUGACUGGGAGUCCAGAGAGGCUAUGACUACCAAUAAAAGUUCACGGAAUAGGGACAACAAAGUCCGUUCAGAGAGGACGAGGCGUGAGACAUCUGAUACUAGUGAUUCCAUAAUUCAAGGAGAUAGAAGUAAAGUUAAAGAAAAGAUGAACAGAAGAGAUACAUUGAACGAGAGAGCUGAUGAUAGAAGCUCUGAACGAGGAUCUGAUGUGAAAGAACAAGGUUCUAGAAGCAGUUCUAAGCAUAACAGUAUUAAAGAUGACAGGAAGGAGAUCACACAGGAUAAAGAAGAUAAAUAUAAAGAAGACUGUGAAAGGAAAAGAAACCGAGGAAGAGACGAGAAGGAGGAUCGGCACUCUCGGCCUGCAAAAGAUUCAUCCAGGUAUAGUAGUAGAAGGUCUCCAUCGCCCAGCAGCAGAGGUAAAAAUUUCAAAGAUAAUUCCUUUUCGCACGGUAGUGCAUCAGGUGAUGAACCUUCUGAUAAUUCGAAAAGGAGGAAGAAGUUAUCGCAUGCAAGUAAUUUGUCACCAUCACCUACAAAAUCUAGGAAAAGACGAGUUUCGAGGUCUCCACAUAGCAAGCAUUCUCACCGCAGGCAUUCCCCUUAUUCCUCUACUGAGAGAAGGCGCAGGUCGAGGUCAAUCUCUCCUAGCCACAAGAGGUCUUCUGCACAUAAACGGGGCUCAUGAGUCAUCUAGUUCUCAGUCCUUUUCUCUGAUGAACUGCUGCGUUCUUCGAGGAGUGCUAUCUUCAUGGUUAUUUUAUUGCUGGUCUUAAAAGAUUGUACUGUAUAAUGACUUCAUGAAGAUUUGAGAAAGAGGGAAUUUAAAGCUGAUCUACUGCAUGCAACUCAAGUUGGCAGGUCUGAAGAUGUCGGGUUGAUAGAAAGUUCAUUAUGAUAGUUAUAUACAGGGAGGCUCUGUUUGUCAUUUUUGCACUUGAUAUGAUCCAGCGUAAUGUGGUUAUUGAUGUCCUAUGAAAGAAUUGAAUAGUUCAGAUUUAGGCUUUGUGUUUGUUAUAAGUGAUGUAUAUGCUUAGCUGAAUUUUGGAGGUUACUCCUAAUGUAAUGCGGCUAACGUACUUAUUUAAGCAAUGUGCAUCUCAAUUCUGAUGUCUA